CCUCCUCAACAUCAGCAGGUGGCAGCCGCGCGCUAGCUAAUGCUAAAAUCCCCCUCAGGAAAAUAUAAAGACGAAGAAGAUUUAACAUCAACAACAGUGCAGGACUAGCAGAGAUAUUUUUUUUCUGGCCCAGAUAUUUAGCAGUGCAGCAGUGACAAAACUGUCAAAAUGGACACAAGAGCCUGGAGGAAUCCAUAUCACGACUAUGAUGGGAACCCAGCGUCCACACAGGCGUUGUUUGACUGCCAGGGAAAGCUCACAGCAGAGUUUGCCCAGCGGCUGAGCAGCAAGAUCAGCGAGCUGUUAGCUGUCAUGGAGAAUGGGCUGAAGUCUGCAGACCCAAGAGAUUGCACCAGUUACACCGGCUGGGCAGGCAUCGCUCUGCUUUAUCUGCACCUCCACAACGUGUUCAGGGACACCUCUUUACUUCAGCGGGCUCUAGAAUACGUGAGCCGCAGUCUGAAGUGUUUGACCCGGCGCCAUGACGUCACCUUCCUAUGCGGGGACGCCGGGCCCCUGGCUAUAGCUGCUGUGGUGUACCAUCGCCUGCAGAGGGUGCAAGAGACUGACGAGUGCAUCAACAGACUGCUGCAGUUUCACCAGAACGUGGUGAAAGGAGUCGGCGGCCUGCCUGACGAGCUGCUUUACGGGCGGAUGGGUUACCUCUACUCCCUCGUCUUCAUCAACCAGCAGCUCGGGCAGGACAGGAUCCCACUGCAGUACAUCCAGCAGAUCAGUGAGUCCGUGCUGGUGUCCGGCGAGCACCUCAGCAGGAAAUUCCGCGUCCAGAACCACAGCCCUCUGAUGUACGAGUGGUACCAGGAGCAGUACGUCGGCGCCGCCCACGGCCUGGCGGGCAUCUACUACUACCUCAUGCAGCCAGGCUUCGUCUGCGUGGAGGAGUACGUACAUAGGCUGGUGAAGCCCAGCGUGGACCACGUCUGCCGCCUCAAGUUCCCCACAGGGAACUACCCUCCCUGCAUCGGGGACGACCGGGACCUGCUGGUGCACUGGUGCCACGGAUCCCCAGGGGUGGUGUACAUGCUCCUGCAGGCAUACAGGGCCUUUGGAGUACCCCAGUACCUGGAGGACGCCCUGCAGUGCGGGGAGGUGGUGUGGCAUUGCGGCUUGCUGAAGAAGGGCUACGGGCUGUGUCACGGUGCGGCGGGUAACGCCUACACCUUCCUGGCCCUCUACCGGCUAACGCAGGACCCCAAGCACCUUUACAGAGCCUGCAUGUUUGCUGACUGGUGCAUGAACUACGGCAAACAUGGAUGCCGAACACCCGACACUCCCUUCUCCCUUUUUGAAGGCAUGGCCGGUACCAUCUACUUCUUGGCCGACAUUCUGCAGCCAAUGAAAGCGAGGUUCCCAGCCUUUGAGGUGUAAACGUUUCCCCCACAGGUAGUCCUCCCCACCCACACUGUGGGAAAAUAUAAGAAGGAGAAGACCCACACUUUUUGCUCUCUUUCACACUCAUGCAUGAAAACACUACAUUCACAACAAUUGACAUUGUGCCAUGUUUUUCCUGCUCUUCUCUCCCGGGAACUUUACAUGUUAUUAACAGGAUGAAUCCUAUACUCGCAUCUCAAACUACAUAAUUGUCUCAAAGAUAUGUCAAAGGUGAGAGCUUGCCUCGCUUUUUGUUCCUUUUUUUUGUGUAUAAAUUAAAUUCUUGCUUUAAAAACUGUGGCUGUUGCUCAGAUUGUGACGUAUUUUGAGGGUUUCACAAAAAAAAAAAAAAAGGAAGGAAACGAAUUUUCUGGCUGUCAAAACAUAAAAUAAAAUUGUGGUUUAAAAAAAAAAAAGAAAAAAAAAAACUAAAAUGUGUUUUAACACUUAACAACUGUAUUUCUAUUAUUCUGUAAGCUUGAUAUGUUAAAACAAGGAAAUUGAUGCUUUAGUUUGCUUUUCUGUUUUCUUUUACAGAGUCAACAGCAAAGUUAGUAACAAUGCACUAAAUAUAAUACAGUACAAGCUGUGCCAUGUGUUAAGGGAUCAACCCCGGAGUGUAAACUGUUGCCUGUCCUUUGCACUGUCUGAGCAAUAAACCAUGUGUCUUUUUACAGCUGUCGCUCUGUAGUGAAUUUCAGUACCUCCCUGCUCUUUUUUUGGUGUCCUUAUGCAGCAGCAAGGAAAAGCCACAAGGGGGCGUCAGAGAGUCUGCAGCCUGUGUGAAUUAAUACGAGGCCAUUAACCUCCACCUGGAAAAAUGAAGAACAUUCACCUUGGUCUCUUCAUAGGUUAUAUUCAUAGGUCACAUUUUAUGCUAAUCGGGUUUAAUUGUCUUUAUUUUAACCAGGCAGGCUCAUCCAGAUUUUAAAUAAACAUCCAUAGCAACACACCCAGUGAAACAAACUACUCAACUACACAAUAAAGAAAUAAUUUAAAGCAUCAUUUAAAAAAAAAAAAAAAAAAAAACUUUUUGAUAA
Molecule: messenger RNA, 2432 nt
Organism: Cottoperca gobio
Lineage: Eukaryota; Metazoa; Chordata; Actinopteri; Perciformes; Bovichtidae
Gene: lancl1
Product: LanC antibiotic synthetase component C-like 1 (bacterial)
Exons: 10
Coding region: 169-1389 (406 amino acids)
Biological process (GO): carbohydrate metabolic process; peptide modification
Cellular component (GO): plasma membrane
Source: RefSeq, a predicted model, not a curated record